CGUAAACCUCUUACUUUAGGUAAAAAUUACAGGAUUUAUGGAUGGUAAAUUUAGAUAUGUGAUUAUUUUUGAUUUAAUGAGUCGUAUUCGCCUGUGUGCGUUGACUUCCUUCAUAAUAGACUAUGCUUUAUUACAAUCAAAGUUUUUAUUAUAAGACAGAAAUGACAAGGAAUGAAGCCUAAAGGAGAUCUUUAUCUAAAUUUUAGGACUAACUAUGGAACAUAUUAAAAAGUACAAGAUUGCUGUACCCUCCUCCGUUCGCUUGCAACAAUUCGAAUAACAACACUGGUUGAAUACAACAACGGCUUUAUUAUUCAUUUAUUAAUAACGUAAUAUAAAGGAAAACAAGACUGGCACUUCACUUAUUUCUUUCUCAUCAUUGUUUGUUUACUUUCUUUCAUGUUGCUUGCCAGCCGUAAACAUUUCCCCUUAACACUAUUACCACUUAUUGGUUAAAUAAAUUAAGCUUUUCUUUCUCUAAAGAUUUAAUUAUUCAGUUUAGGAGUGAACAGGGAUGUUUUUAUUUUCCUUUGCACUCAAGUCUAAGCUUACACUGCAAUGACUCAUCUUAGCAGUCAUUUGACUUCAGACCUGCGAAGAUUUCUUCUUAGGACUGCUACACACCGAAUACUUCCCUCAUGAAAAUCGAAGCCCCGCAACGAAAGUUGACAUCAAGAGAGAAUCAUGAACAGUGACUCAAUCUUUACUUUUCUUCAUAUUGGGAACAGUCUCAUGAGAUGCUCUCAGUUCCUUUAUGUAGCUGAAUUCUGCAACCUUUAACCAAACCUGUUCAUAUAUCUCAGUAUAAUUUUGGUCGUCUUUCUUUUGAGUGCAAGGAUAUCGAUAUAGCCUAAAAUAUCUCUCUCCUUUCCUUCCUUAUUCUUUCUUUUUAUCCGUUUUGAUAGUUUACUUCAAACGAAACAUCUUUCUUUUAUAAAAACACCCUUCUUUUGUAUAAUGCUUUUUACUAGCAUUACAAAUUCCAUUUAUGUUAUCCUUCUUCUUCUAUUUUCAAGAUUUGUUUCUGCUGCAGUCUUAACGGAUAAGAAUGAAAAAUGGAACUUGAAUCGAAACCGAACGGCAACAACUAUUCUGGAUUUCUACGCUGAAUGGAAAGAUCAUGAUUAUUUCCCUUCUCCCUCAAAUUGGCGAGCCCUUCCUUUCUACACCGUGAUUUUAGACAAGUGGACGAAUGGGCUUCCGGAAAAUGAUGCCAUUGAGGGAACUGUUUUUGAACAUGAUCCCUACGAAGUAACCUUCCGUGCUGGUGGUGAUAUUGCUGGUCUUGCAACACCUCGUUCUCUUGAUUAUUUAGAAGGAAUGGGUAUUAAAGCUAUCUAUAUAGCAGGUACUCCAUUUGAGAACUUGCCAUGGACCCCUGAUGGCUAUUCGCCGCUUGAUUUCACUCUUUUAGACAAGCACACAGGAACUUUACAAGAAUGGCAUGAUUCCAUUAUGAAGCUCCAUGAACGAGGAUUUUAUGUUGUAAUUGAUUUAACCGUUUCUACCUUGUCGGAAUUGAGUUUUUUUAACAAUGUUAGUGAUUCGUUUGCUAAUACUUCCGCACCUUUUAGUACAACCGGUUAUACAAUGAAGUACAAGAAUUCUCAGCACUUCUACUCCGACUUUCAGUUAUCUAAUGGAACUGAGUAUCCUUGUACGGGACCUGCGUUUUGGGACAUUACUGGUUUACCUAUAAACGAUACAGCAGACAAAGAAAUGAUCGAGCAGAUUACUUGUAUUCAGGGAGAUUUCGAUCAUUACGGAGAUGUUGAAGCUUUUGGUAACCAUCCCCCAUGGUGGCGCCAAUUGUCAAACUUCGCUUCAGUACAAGACCGUCUGAGAGACUGGGAUCCUAUUGUUGCCAAGAAAUUAAAACAUGUUGCGUGUCUUGCUGUUAAAAUGCUUGACGUGGAUGGAAUUCGUAUCGAUAAAGCAACCCAAAUUACUGCCGACUUUUUGGGAAGCUGGAGUUCUUCUGUUCGUAAAUGCGCUCGGGAAGUAGGAAAAGACAACUUCUUCAUCCCCGGUGAAGUUACAAGUGGUGCUGAUUUUGGUUCUAUAUACAUUGGCCGUGGUCGUCAAGCUGAUCAGCGACCUGAAAAUGACGUUGCUGCUCUUAAAACUGGUUACAACCAGUCGGAAUUCUUCUUGAGAAAGGAAGGUGAUUCUGCUUUGGACUCCGUAUCUUUCCAUUAUUCGAUUUAUCGUGCCAUAACUCUGUUACUAGGACUCCAAGGUAAGCUAUUUGCGACAUAUGAUCUUAAUCGUCACGAUUUUGCAUAUAUGUGGAGGCAAAUGCUUAUUCAAGACGACUUGAUUAAUGCCAAUACCGGGAAGCUUGAUCCUAGACAUCUUUACGGCGUCACCAACCAGGAUAUUUUUAGAUGGCCGUCGACUACAGGUGGUGAAUAUAAACAACUAUUGGGUUUUUUUAUAACACAUUUACUAAUGCCUGGAAUUCCAUUAAUUUACUAUGGUGAAGAGCAAAAUUUGAAGUUACUUGACAACCAGGCUGCCAAUUAUGUUUUUGGAAGACAACCUAUAACUUCUUCUGUUGGUUGGCAGAAACAUGGAUGUUACCAGAUUGGCAAUACACAGUAUUCAGAGCUAGAUUUUUCGCCUGCUAGUAAAGCUUGUCAUGAUGACUGGAAUAGUUUCGAUCAUUUGGAUCCAAGCUCCCAUACCAGAAAUUAUAUUUCAAGAAUGAACGAAAUUAGAGGUCAUUAUCCACAAGUUAGAGAUGGUUGGGAUCUCGUAGCUCUAGGAAGAUGGACAGAGGAUGGUGUAUUCCCUGGAAAUGAGAAGUAUGCAGAAGCUACUCCUACAAUGUGGGGUUUGUGGUCUUUUUCAAGAGGACCAAUGAAACCUUAUCAGAAUUUUGGUAAUCAAAGUGAUUACAUGUGGCUACUCUUUUCCAAUCGAAACACGUCCAAGACUUUUGAAUUCAAUUGCUCGGAGAAGGCUGAGUACAAGUUUCCUCCCUAUUAUGCCCCCUUAGGACCUUUCAAGAAUGGUACGACCAUCAAAAACUUACUUUAUCCAUACGAGGAAAUAACUUUGUCGGCUUCCGCUAUAGAUUCACCGGAAUUUGGUAACAUCGGCUGUAUCCCGCGACUGGAGAUUGACGCCUAUGGAUCAAAAAUAUUUGUUAAGAAGGAAAACUGGCUGAAACCAUCCUUGUAUUUAACCGACUUCUUACCGGGACAUGACCACCGCAUAUAUACAACGUCUAAACUGAAUUCAAUUAAUAUCAGUUUGGGUUUUUCAGAGCCUGUUGACUGUCAUUCUUUAGCUAGAAAGAUUACCAUCAAUACUCAUACACUAGGAAAUUACUCACAGCCGAAGAUUGAAGAAUCAAGCAUUUCCUGCGCUUCUCUUGAAAAACCUGCUACUCAAAUAUUUACGAAUGCGCCUGCUACAAGAUGGUAUUUUAAUGCUACUUUGGAAUCAGUUCCCCAAGGACUCCAUGAAUUAGUACUUGAUGAUAUAAAAAGUGUUGCUAAUCGUACCAUGGCUGCUAAACAUGCGAGACUUUUGUUGCGUGUUGGUAAUGGAGACAAUCCAAUGGUUUACCCAAGCAACGCUACCUUUAGCAAAGACUUGUUACAUAUAGCUGAUGGAGAUAUAUACGUAAACCAUACUGGUAUAGGAGCUGACAAGUAUCGCUAUUCGUUGAAUUUUGGAAGUACCUAUUCUCCCUGGAAACAAAUAACGUCUGCUUCCGAAAAACUUAACAAACAGCAUUGGAACGGAAGUCAUGUUCAAGGUUGGGAUGGAGAACAUGUGAUUGUUCAGUAUUGGUCUAGUCUAGCUAUGUCUACCGCUCAUAUCCAGCAUGGAGAUUCAUUGGGUCUGCCUAGACAGUUUCCUCAUUUGUUCGUACAGGGUGCAUUCAACAAAUUCGGUUACGACGGAUCAAUCCCCAGUAAAAUGCGCUACAACCCCAAUAAUAGGACUUGGACUUAUGAAUUAAUUUCCACUUGGCCAGCCCAAGUUGUACUCAAUGUUUGGGGAAUGAAUCCAGACAACAACGCUGAUGAAGGUUGGAUCUAUGGUGAUUUGGAUAAUGAUACAAUUAUCGAUAGAGUUCCUCCCGGUACUAGCAGAAUAUCCAAUUUUAUCCGGUUCCUUGAUCCUCCACCAAAGCCAUAUUUAUCUUAUAAAAUGUACGUCAAUGAUUUUACUAGGCAAUUACAUUAUGUUCCUAAAGGUUCAUGGUCCGUUCAAAUUAUUUGUGUCUCACUGUUAAUAUUUCUUCCUCCUACUGCUGCUAGUUUGUCUGUACUUCUGUACGGUGGAGCUUUUUCUCGAGUUACUAUCUUUAACGGAAGUAAGAGUAAAGGAUGGAAAGGCUUGAAACAGAGAUUUGGAAAUGCAUGCUCUAAAAUAUUUCCUUUUGGAAUCUCUCUACCGGUCGACAACAAUACGGAAUUAAUGAAGCAACUACCACCUUCGUCAAAGAAGCGUAAUGUAUUGGUAGCCACGUUGGAGUAUGACAUUCCUGAAUUGAGUCUGCGUGUCAAAAUAGGUGGUCUGGGUGUUAUGGCUCAGCUCAUGUCUCAACAUUUAGAGAUUCAAGACAUGGUUUGGGUAAUUCCUAUUAUCAGUGGACUUGACUACCCAUUCGAGCAAUUAUCUACUGAACCUAAGAUUGAAGUCAGAAUUCAUGAUGUAGACUUCAUUGUUAAUUGUUACUCUUACAAGUUGAGAAAUAUUACUUACAUUUUUGUACAAUCCGAAGUUUUCUAUAUGCAAUCAACGAAGGAGCCUUACCCUUCAAAGAUGGAUGACUUAAACUCGGCAAUGUUUUACUCCACUUGGAAUCAGUGCAUCGCUGAAGUAUGGCGCCGUUAUCCUUUAGACAUCUACCAUGUGAAUGAUUAUCAUGGUGCUUUGGCUCCUCUUUAUCUCUUGCCUGAGGUCAUCCCUGUAGCAGUUUCUCUUCAUAAUGCCGAAUUCCAAGGUCUCUGGCCUUUACGGAAAGUGGAAGAAAUAGACUGCGUCUGCUCAAUAUUCAAUAUUUCUAGAGAAGUCUGUGCUGAUUAUGUUCAAUUCGGCCAUGUUUUUAAUUUGCUUCAUUCCAUAAUCUCUUACGUUAGAAAACACCAAGGUGGUUACGGUGUAGUAGCUGUAUCUGAUAAAUACAGCAAGCAGUCAUUAACAAGAUAUCCAAUCUUUUGGAGUUUGGUUCACAUUAGUGGUUUACCUAAUCCUGAUCCAAGUGAUUUGAAAAUGAUCAGUAAUCUGGAUGAACGUAAUGAUGUCGACUUUGUCCUGGAAGCGAAACGAAAACUUUUCAAAAGGCAAACCCAAGAAUGGGCUGGAUUAGAUGUCGAUCCGUCUGCUCAAUUGUUGGUUUUCGUAGGACGUUGGUCACAACAAAAAGGAAUUGAUUUGAUUGCCGAUUUAGCUCCAAAGCUCUUAGCUGAAUACAAUGUUCAAAUUGUUACAAUUGGUCCUGUGAUCGAUUUGCAUGGUCAAUUUGCUGCUGAAAAGCUUCAGUAUAUUGCGAGCUGUUAUCCGAAUAAAGUUUUCUGCAGACCUGUCUUUACCGCUGUUCCUCCAUUCCUUUUUGCUGGUGCUGAUUUCGCUCUAAUUCCUUCUAGAGAUGAGCCUUUUGGGUUAGUAGCAGUCGAAUUUGGAAGAAAGGGUGUUCUUUGCAUUGGAUCACGAACAGGAGGUUUAGGAUAUAUGCCGGGUUGGUGGUUCCAAAUGGCUUCUCCAAACACAGGACAUUUACUAGCUCAGUUUGAAAAUGCCAUCUCAAAGGCUCUACAAAGUCCAGCAGAUUUGAGAGCAAGACUUAGAGCUGAAGCUUUACGACAACGUUUUCCCGUGUGUGUUUGGAAACAGAAGACUGAUGACUUACUAAAAGCUUGUAUAUACGUUCAUGAAGUAGAGGAAAUUAAGAAGUCUAGCUUCAUUUACAAGAGUUAUCAAUAUUUUAAGUCUGCUGCUGACCGAGUCACGUCCAAAUUUUCUCGUAAUGCUUUGCUCCGUCAUCAAGGGUCUACCGAGCAACCCGCGUUGAAUGAUAAUUCACCUAUACAUGAUGAAGUAAACGCGGUAAUAAAUGAGCCAUACAUGUCAAAAUCGUCUCCAAAGGUAAAAGAAGAAACAGAAGAAGUGGAAUUUUACUCUCUAGGUGACGUCCUUAACAGUUCCCAGUCGGCUAGUCCUUAUUCUUCAGAGGAGUCAAUUGUUGAACAGAACGAUAGAAGCUUUGACAAUUUUGCCCGUGACUUGCAAACCCAUAAUUAUGCCAAUGCACGGGAAGUUUUUGAUAUUCAAGAAAGCUCCGGAGCCGAAGAAGAUACUAUAAGAGACCAUGUGAUUCCAGUUGGUGAUUCUUCUGUCGAUUUUGAAAAUUUGAAUGCCGAUAAGUACAAUGCUAUUGUGGAGUCUAAGCCUGUUGUUUUCCAUGGGUCUGUUACGUUUACCGAUGAAGAUGGAAACACCAGAAGACUGUUUUUGUCCAAACUUGAUGACUUAACCAGUAAUAAUACUAUGAAGUCUUUGUCCAUUGAUCACUUCAUUCGAAAGCAUGAGCGAAAAUACUUUUCUGGACUUAGAAAGCAAGAAAUUGAUGUGAGAUUGAACUUCUUUUCCGAAAAGGAUAAGGAGAAAGCAUGUUCAGUUACUGAAACUGUCAAACCUCUAGAAACAGAGACGGUUGAGAACACUGCUAUACAAAAGAUUAUGCUUCAUAACAUAGGUAGCUGGCCUUUGUACUCAAUUGUACUCGCUCUAGGACAAGUCCUUGGUGCAUCUUCUUAUCAACUAACUUUGUUAUCUGGAGAAUCAGCACAGUCGACAAACUCUAUGUAUAUAUUGCUCGCUAUUUUCUCAGCAUUCUCUUUAUUCUGGUGGUUCUUAUCAAGAUUUGUACAAGGAAGGUACAUACUUAGUUUACCUUUCCUUUGUUUUGGUAUUUCAUUCUUUUUGGUUUCCAUAACGCAUUUCUUUCAAAAGACUAAUGCUUGUUCGAUAAUUCAGCACAUUGCUGCCUAUAUAUAUGCAAUAUCCAGCUCAACCGGUUCGUUAUACUUUGCAUGGAAUUUCGGUGCUGAAGGUGGAAUUGCUACGCAUCACUGGAUUGUAAGAGCUUGUUUGGUUCACGGUGUGCAGCAAAUUUGGUCUGCCAUUCUAUGGGCAUGGGGAGAUUUGAUUUCCAAAAAGGAUACUGGGCAAAAGGUGGGACCAGGAAUUUUCGCAGGUGGAUUGGUCGCAUCGGUAGUUUGCUUCUUUUUGGCAUACAUAACGUUUGUCGGCCUCCCUACAUAUUAUAGACAGACUCCUUCUAUUAUUCCUGCGUUUUAUCGGUCUCUCUCCAAACGUUCCAUAGUACUUUGGUUUUUUAUUGCACAGGUUUUAAGUAACUAUUGGUUGGCAGUGCCUUAUGGACAGGCUUGGCGAUUCUUUUGGAACACUAGUCACACGCCUUUCUGGGGGAUUGUCGUUUUACUGUUAAUUUUCUUCGUUGCUGUAUGGAUAAUAGUCCUUUACGGGAUAAAGUUCUUAUCAUUGAACAAUGUUUGGUUUCCUGUUAUUUUUGGAUUGGGUCUACUAUGUCCAAAAUGGUGCUUAGAAUUUUGGUCUUCUUCCGGAUUAGGUUUGAAUCUUCCUUGGGCGGGUCGGAUAGCUCCAGUACUCGCGAAAUUGAUUUGGCUAUAUUUGGCACUUUGGGAUGGUAUUCAAGGAAUUGGUGUUGGUGUUAUGUUGCUGCAAACGUUAGCCCGUGAUCACGUAGCAUUCACCUUAAUGCUCUCUCAAGUUGUCAGUUCUUUGACAAUUAUGGUAGCCAAGCCUACAAUACCUGUGAGUGACAAAGUAUUUCCCAAUUUAGGCGCUUGGAAUCCGUCGGAAGGACCUGGGCCUUGUUCUUCACCAUGUUUUUACAUUGCUUUAAUUUGUCAAAUGAUUGCGAUUGGAGGUCUGUUUUACUAUUACCGAAGAAGUCAGCUUGCUCUCUAAUCUCUUUCAUAUAAUUAGACAAGCGUUUUGGUGUUUAGUGAUUCGUUCGUGUGUUCAACCCAUUUGUUUUAUUCAUGUUCACUAUAUAAAAAAAGAUAUAAAAAUCAGACUGUUAUAGACAUAUAUAUAUUUAAUGAGCUUUUUUGAUGAGUUUUAAUAACGAUUAUAAUCCGUUGAAUCUUUUAAUCUAUAGAAA
Molecule: messenger RNA, 8173 nt
Organism: Schizosaccharomyces octosporus yFS286
Lineage: Eukaryota; Fungi; Ascomycota; Schizosaccharomycetes; Schizosaccharomycetales; Schizosaccharomycetaceae
Product: alpha-1,3-glucan synthase Mok12
Exons: 1
Coding region: 958-7977 (2339 amino acids)
Biological process (GO): fungal-type cell wall (1->3)-alpha-glucan biosynthetic process
Cellular component (GO): fungal-type cell wall
Molecular function (GO): alpha-1,3-glucan synthase activity
Source: RefSeq, a predicted model, not a curated record